Molecule: messenger RNA, 970 nt
Organism: Dimorphilus gyrociliatus
Lineage: Eukaryota; Metazoa; Annelida; Polychaeta; Dinophilidae
Source: the annotation of a GenBank genome assembly
UAUGUACGGAGGUAUAAGAGUACUGCCAACCCUUCCAAGCGUAAAGAACGAUGAUAAUGAUGAUUUAGACGCUGAUGAAAAUGUAGCGGAACCAGCUUCCAGCAUGAAAAAGGUAAAACUUGGUAAGAAGAUUGAAACUGGAAGAUUUACGAAUUCUGCUAGAUUAACAUCAUCUUUCUCUACGGAAUCUCAAUUCUCUAGGAAAGGGAAAAGUAGGCCUUCUUGUGUUCAGAUGGCACCAAACGGGGAUUUUAUUAUCGUUGAUUGUGCUGAUAAGCUAGUAAGAGCAUUUAAUCGAAUGGGCCAGGCUCGUCUCGAAAUUGGACAGGGAUGUCUAAAGAAACCAUGGAACGUUACCGUUAUCGAUAAUAACUACUACGCUGUGUCUGAUCCUGGGGCUAAUAGUAUAAAAAUAUUUGAUGUUAGACAACCCCAAAAGAUAGUCCGAACGAUUGAUUUUGGCCCCACAAUUCUAGAACCAUUUGGCCUCUGUAUGAAUAAAUCUCACACUGAUUUGAUUGUAACCGAUAAAGGAACUGGACGUAUCUAUAUUUUUGACAAAGAUGGGCCUGUCAAAACAAGCGUAGAGCCACGUUCUCGAUUAACCUGGCCCCAAUACGUUGCUCUCGGUGAUGAAGAAAGUGUUCUGGUGACUGACUAUGUUGAUCAUAAAGUUUACGAAUACGAUAUGAAAGGUAAUGAAAUAUUUGCCUACGGUUCGCAAGGAUCGUCAGAUGAAGAAUUUCUAGGACCUCAAGGUUUGACAGUAGACAAACAUGGCUAUAUUUUUAUUGCCGAUUCAGCAAAUAACCGCAUUCACGCUUUAGACAAGAACGGUAAUUUUAUAAAACAUGUGGUAACAGAAAAGGAUAAACUAGAUCGCCCUCAAUCACUGACUAUUGAUAGAGACGGCUACCUAGUGAUAGCCGAGUAUGGAGGAUUCAUUAAGCUAUUUGAAUAUUUAAACUAA